AUGCUUUCUAAUACGAUUUCAUUAGUGACAGGUGCAGGUAAUGGUAUUGGUAAACGAGUAGCACAAUUAUUUGCUAGUGAAGGAAGUCGUGUUUGUGGUGUAGAUGUCAAAAAAUUUGAUUCAUCAUGUGAACAUUCAUUUGUUAGUGAUGUAAGUCAACGUCAAUCUGUUGUUAAAUUAGCUGAUGAGAUCUUUUCUAAUAUUCAAGCAUAUCCAACAAUAAUUGUGAAUGCAGCUGGGAUAACACGUGAUGCAUUAUUAUUAAAAAUGCGUGAAGAAGAUUUUGAUGAUGUUAUACGUGUUAAUUUAAAGGGAACAUUUUUAAUAAAUCAAAUUUUUUCUCAACGUUUAUUAGCAGAAAAACCAAAAGAUUUACAAGCAAGUAUUAUAAAUAUAGCAAGUAUUGUUGGAAAAUAUGGUAAUGCAGGUCAAUGUAAUUAUACAGCAUCGAAAGCUGGUGUUGAAGCUAUGACAAAAUCAAUGGCUAAAGAAUUAGGACGUCUUGGUAUUCGUUCAAAUUCAAUUUUACCUGGUUUUAUUCAAACUGCAAUGACAGAUAAAAUUCCCGAUAAGAUUAAAGAGAAAUUAUUAACUAUGGUUGCAAUGGGUCGUAUGGGUACAGUUGAUGAAAUUGCUCAAGUUUGUUUAUUUUUAGCUACACAUAAAAUGAGUAGUUAUGUUAAUGGAGCAAGUAUUGAAGUUACUGGUGGACUUUAA
Molecule: messenger RNA, 717 nt
Organism: Adineta steineri
Lineage: Eukaryota; Metazoa; Rotifera; Eurotatoria; Adinetida; Adinetidae
Source: the annotation of a GenBank genome assembly